AGAAGACGUCGAUCAGCUAUUUUUGUACUCUGAUUUCGUGACGUCAUACUCCGAAAAUAUAAAGUUUUUGGCCGCAACAGAAGGAGGAGGUAACUUAGUCACGGCCCUGGCGAGAAGUCCAGGUCUCGAUCUUUCCUGACUUGAGAAAACUACAAUUUUCCAAGCAAACCACCAAAUAAUAAAUUCAGUGUAGGCAAGCUAAUCAGUGCGCUAACCAGUGUUGAAGCUAUCACGAGUUUAAACUCUUGUAUCUCUUUCUUCAUUUUAAAUAUUUUAUACUAAUAUUAUAAUAUUAUAAUUAUAAUUAUAUUUAAAAUUCGUAUUCUAAAUAAGUAUAAUUUAUUUUCGGAAUCAUGAUCCCAGAAGUUAUUGAAUAAAUUUUAUUAAAUAUUUUAAAUAAACAAAUAUAAUUUAGUCUUUUUUUAAAUUAGUGAUUAUUUGAACCGUCAGGAUUGAAUUUGGUUUUAAAGCUAAGAAGACAAGUAUUUAGAUAACGCAAGGUGAUAUUUAAAGAAGAAAAAUAAAAUAGGAGGGCAAAAAGCCACGAGAAAAACGAUGCCGGGUGCGGGAGGUCAGCAACCUCAGAGAACAACAUUUAGACCGCCGUGGGUCAAGGAUGGACCAAAUCCACUACCAAUGCCCUCAGCACCGUGGGCACUUAAUUCUAGAAGAGAAUCUAAGACAAGUAGUGAAGAUGCACCGGCAUUCACUAAAGUCACACUAAAAAGUGUAGCGAAACCGGCAGACGCUGUGGCACCACAAAAACAACCAGCAGAGCCUCAACCAAAAAAGCUAAGUAAAAUAACUAUCGUGCCAACGCAACCUAAAAGCGAUAAGAAUGCAACUAGUAAACUAGCAACAUCAAACGUCAAACAGAGUGAGAAUGAAAGAAGUAAAACAUCAACGGCUCCUAAACUCGGACAGAAGAAUGAAUCGCGUACGGAGACACCGUCUUCGAAACCUCAGCUUGAAAGGCAGAUUCGCGUUGAAAAAUCUCAAUCGCGUAGUGACAACAGAGUUCCUCUUUCUAAAAGUGAAAGUUCAACAGGUGCACCGACAUUAUCAAAAAGUUCAUCAAGGGCGGCGAUACCACCGCCUCCACCGCCACGACCUCCACCACCACCUCCUGCUCGGGAAGUAUUGAAAGAUUUACCCGAGCUUACGAAAACGCAGCAGGAAAAAUUGGAAAUGCUUAAAUCGAGGCCAAGAAAACGUCCUGAUUGGGCUUGUAUGAUGAAAGAACUCGAGAGUAGUAAAAAGCUUAGGCAUGUCAAGUGUAACGACAGAAGUGCUCCAAUCAUUGAGAGGGUUAGCAAAGUUACUGCCGAUCCAGGAAACGCACACUUUGUUUUUGAAUCAGAAAAAUCAAACAUGCAUAAUAAAUUGCUGCAGCAGAUUCAGUCGGGGGUUAAGUUGAAGAGUGUAAAGACAAAUGAUCGAUCAAAACCAGUGUUGGUGGGAUUGAGGAAAUUUAGACGGCAAUUAACUAUUGAAGAACAGAUGCACAAAGCAGAUACUGCACCUGUCGAUGAUGCUGUACCCGAUGAAAUGGAUGAUAUUGACGCAGUAAGAGAUGACUUGCAAAGCACUAAACAGAUGCUUGCAUUGGAACUGAGAAAUAAAGAGGCAUUGGAAAGAGAUAACAAGAGGCUACAGGCAAGACUUUUAAAUUUGGAAGCAGAGAAUGAAAGGUUGAAAUUGCAACAAAAUGUAACAGAGUACAAAAAGCAGGACGAAAAGAUAGUAGAAUCAUUGAAAAAUGAAGUAGGUCAAGCGCGAAAAGAUGUUGAGAAAAUAGAAAAAGAAUUUUCAGUAGUUGCAGAAGAAAGAGAUAGGACAAAACUUGAAUUAGAAGAUUUGAAAAAAAUGUAUGCUGCAUUAGAAAAACGUAUGAAGGCUGACUAUUAUUGGGAUUGGGAACAAGUUGAACCUGAACCCAUAGUAGAAUUCCCACCAGAAUCGGAAGCAACGUGGUAUAAUGUUUCAGGAAUGGCAUUAGCUGGAUGUCCAAGUGCUAAAGAUGUAGCAAAGAUUGCUUCACAAAAAAGUAUCGAGAAGGCAGAGAAGACUCCGAGUGAAUCGGAGGAAGAAGAAGAGGAAGAAAGUUCUGAGGAAGAAGACGAGGAUGAAGAUCCGGAAGCUGUUGCUGAACGGAGAGCAUUAAGAGAAAUUAAAUUAUUAACAACUAAAAUUAAAAAUUUCAAAGAUAAAGAAGACAAUUCUAAAAAGGAGAGACAUGCAUUGAAAGAACAAAUAAAACAACAGUUAAAAUUAUUGAAGGAAGAAAAGAAAAAGUACAAAUCACUCCAAAAAGAAGUUGAUAAAAUGGCCAAGUUGAUGGCUGAUACUGACGAAGAAGAUGGAGAUGAAGAAGAAGAAGAGGAAGAAGUAGAAGAAGAAAGUGAAUCUGAAGAAGAAUCAGAGUCUGAAGAGUCUGAAGAAGACGAGGAAUCAGAAAUUGAUGAUGAAACAGCUGAUUCAGAAGAUCGAAAGACUAAACUACAGGCAAUCGCAAAGAAACACGAAGGACGUUUAGCUUCAUUGAAGAAAGGAAACUAUUUAUUAAAAGCUCAAGUUGAUAGAUUGAAAGACGAUUUAGCUAAACAAAGAGAAGAAAGUUUAUCUCUGCAGGAAGAUCUUGAUUCAGUACUGGCUGAAUUAGGUUAAUUUGAGUAGCAACUAAAGGUUAUUUACAGUCGAGCACCCGUCAUAAGCGUCCCCCUCAUAAGCGUAUUUACCUUACUCCACAGUAAAAGUCGAUUCGCAUUUAAUGCAACGCAUUAUGAGUUCACUCUUUGUCAGACCGUAUAUGGAGGUUUUCCAUACACCCUCCCUACCUGUGUGCUACCACCCAUACGAUCGGUCUCAUAACGAAAUUUUACUGUACUAAGUGAACAAAACUUUCCCGACUUAAAUUAACUAUUCCUUUGUGUUUUAUACCAGAGCACUCAGAGUAAGUCUUUGUUAAAACUGUAAAAAUUAUGGUAAUACACGGUAAUAUCGCCGGACAAAAUAUUACCGA
Messenger RNA from Cotesia glomerata, 3022 nucleotides. RefSeq names its product glutamic acid-rich protein-like. The transcript has 8 exons. NCBI's taxonomy places the organism in Eukaryota, Metazoa, Arthropoda, Insecta, Hymenoptera, Braconidae. The record is from RefSeq and is a predicted model, not a curated record. Gene Ontology annotation, molecular function: actin binding. The coding region runs from base 556 to 2667 and encodes 703 amino acids.